CUCGUCAGUAGGUAUAAUUGUUGUGUAUGUCUGAAAUUGAAUCGGAAAUGAUCUACAAGAAGUUACGUCUUUAUGGACUUUUUAGGAAUUUGGAGCAAGCUUAAACGAUAUGUAGACAUUGUUUGGACAAUUUAUCAAAUAGGUGGUGUGCAAUGCAUGCAGUUUUUGAGUUAAAAAAUAAAUCGAUAUUAAUUAAUAAAUGAAAGUUGAAUAACACAUUUGACAUGUUUUUGUGUCAUUUAUCCGUUGUCCUCUUUAUUUGUGUUUGUCCAGAAAUGACCGAUGAAUGGAAUCCAGCUAAGCAAUUUGCCACGUCAGAUUAAUAUUGGACGCACACACUAUCAUCAAAUACACUGACACACAUAGGAUACGAUACGUCCUCCAACCGGGAAAAUUGUCUUUUCCUGUGUUCACUUAAUCUCCACCGUCCGAUCUCUGCCAUACACAGCAACCACUAUCUUUUACAACAUACCACCUUGUAAAUUUGUUUUUUUGACACAAUUCCCCCUUAUAAAAUAGUCAAUUUUUUUAACAAACCAAACCUCCAAUUAAAUCUCAUAAUCAAUUAAUUAUGAACUUUCAAAAGAUUCAACCACUCAAAUUCAUUAAAUUUUGAAGUAAAAUAGUUAAUGAAGUGAUCAUUUUAGUUUCGAAUAGUCCAUCAAAAGGGUUGUUUUGAAGUUGCCAACAAAAUUGAAGGGUUGAUCUUGCAAUUCUGCAAUCUAAUAGCCCCUUCUCUUCUGUCGCACAGGCACGGCCUCGCUGUUUGGUGUUUUCUAUGUGUCUUCCUGACGCAGACCUUCCAUUACUGACCGACCUUCAAUGGCUAUGUGAAGCUUUGAUCACAACUGGAUCCCCCAAAUGGGUUCUUGAAUGGUUGUUUCAAGAUUUAUUUUUAGGGUUUCCAUCAAGAUCAUAACAAAUGGUUGUCAACGUCUUCAUCUUUCUUCUACUUCUUCCUUUGGCUGUUUCGGCUGACCAAGAUGCAUUUGUAGGUGUGAACAUUGGCACCGCCCUCUCCGACAUGCCAAACCCAACUCAAGUUGCCGUCCUCCUCAAAUCUCAGCAAAUCCGCCAUGUCCGCCUCUACGAUGCCGAUCCGGCCAUGCUUUUUGCUCUUGCCGGCAGCGGAAUUCAAGUUACUGUUACUGUUCCAAACCAGCAGAUUCUCGCCGUCGGCCAAUCCAACGCCACUGCCGCCAAUUGGGUGUCUCGCAACAUCCUUCCUUACGUCUCCACCACCAACAUCACCGCCAUUUCAGUUGGUUCUGAAGUUCUCACCACCAUCCCCAACGCCGCAACCGUUUUAGUAUCCGCCAUGAAAUACAUUCACUCCGCCCUCAUGUCCGCCGGAUUAGACUCCAAAAUCAAAGUCUCCACCGCCCACUCUUCCUCCAUCAUUCUCGACUCCUUCCCGCCGUCUCAAGCCUUCUUCAACCGGACGGUUGAGCCGGUCAUGGUCCAGUUGCUGGAAUUCCUCCGCUCCACCGGAUCGUACCUCAUGCUUAACGUCUACCCGUAUUACGAUUACAUGCAAUCCAACGGUGUAAUCCCGUUGGAUUACGCUCUCUUCCGCCCUCUGCCACCGGAUAAAGAAGCCAUCGAUCUCAACACUCUUUUGCAUUACACAAACGUCUUCGAUGCUGUGGUGGAUGCAGCUUACUUUGCAAUGUUGUAUUUAAACUAUACAAACAUUCCGGUCGUCGUCACGGAAUCCGGCUGGCCCUCAAAAGGUGAUUCCUCCCAGCCGGACGCCACUCUCGAUAAUGCCAAUACUUACAACAGCAACUUAAUCCGGCAUGUUCUGAACAAUACCGGAACUCCAAAACAUCCAGGUGUAGCCAUCAGUACUUACAUUUACGAGCUGUAUAACGAAGAUUUGAAACCUGGGUUGGUGUCGGAGAAGAACUGGGGGCUUUUCAACGCCGAUGGGAGACCCAUUUACGUGCUACACUUGAUGGAUUCGGGAUCGGUGCUGACGAAUGACACCGCCGGUCAAACUUACUGUGUGGCGAAGAAUGAUGCCGACAAGAAAAUGCUGCAGGCGGCAUUGGAUUGGGCUUGUGGACCUGGGAAGGUCAAUUGUUCGAUGAUGUUGCAGGGUGAACCAUGUUACCUGCCGGAUACGGUGGCGGCACACGCCACUUACGCCUUUGAUGCGUAUUACCACCAGAUGGCAAUGGCGGAUGGGACCUGCGAUUUCAAUGGGGUGGCCACCGUCACCACUACAGACCCAAGUCGUGAUGGUUGUACGUUUCCCGGAAGUGGUGGGAGUGGGAGUAAUGGCACCUUCAACAAUGGUACUGCAUCAUCUCUGGCUCCAUCUUCGAAUUCGACCACAUCUGGAAGCCCAUUGCUAUUCGGUUCUGUUUCUUUUUUGAAAUUUAGUGGUAUUUUACUCUGGAGUUCGGCAUUCUUGUGAAUUCUGAUUAAGAAUCUGUUUCUGAUCAAUGAGGACCUGGUUUUGUAUGUAAAGCGUAGAGGAUGACAACUAUGGCUGUUUGAAAUUCAGAAAACAAGCCGCUUCUGAAGCAUGUAGCUUAAUGAUUUAGUUUGUACAAACAAGCACAAAGUGGAAUGAAACUAGUUGCUACUAAAGUAACAUUCAUUUGACUA
Cynara cardunculus var. scolymus (artichoke) is the source of this 2616-nucleotide messenger RNA. Its product is annotated as glucan endo-1,3-beta-glucosidase 3-like. Gene Ontology annotation, cellular component: plasma membrane. Bases 923 to 2422 code for a protein of 499 amino acids. The transcript has 4 exons. Gene Ontology annotation, biological process: carbohydrate metabolic process. The record is from RefSeq and is a predicted model, not a curated record. Lineage: Eukaryota; Viridiplantae; Streptophyta; Magnoliopsida; Asterales; Asteraceae. Gene Ontology annotation, molecular function: hydrolase activity, hydrolyzing O-glycosyl compounds.